Suillus fuscotomentosus is the source of this 738-nucleotide messenger RNA. Its product is annotated as actin-related protein 2/3 complex subunit 5. The coding region runs from base 23 to 487 and encodes 154 amino acids. Gene Ontology annotation, biological process: regulation of actin filament polymerization; Arp2/3 complex-mediated actin nucleation. Gene Ontology annotation, cellular component: actin cytoskeleton; Arp2/3 protein complex; cytoplasm. Gene Ontology annotation, molecular function: actin filament binding. NCBI's taxonomy places the organism in Eukaryota, Fungi, Basidiomycota, Agaricomycetes, Boletales, Suillaceae. The transcript has 5 exons. The record is from RefSeq and is a predicted model, not a curated record.
CUGAGACUCCAUUCCAACGACCAUGUCUUUUAGAAAGAUCGACAUCGACGCUUAUGACGAGGAUGUCCUACUGGAGGGCGAGCUUUGCGAGCCAGAUCCACGCGAUCCCGCUCAAGUCUUGAGUGAUGCGAAGCAGAAACAGGCAGCAGUCCGGAGCACGUUAGCCAGGGGGGACAUACCAGGGGCGCUGGGAAUCGCGCUGGACAGUAUACCUUAUGGGCCAAAUGUCGAGGAAGCUAAGAACCUGACGUUGCAGACCGUUGUCUCGAUACUGAAUAGCACGAAAUCAUCGGAUAUAAUCAGCGUCGUGAAAGCGCUCUCCCAGGAUGCUCAGGACACAUUGAUGAAGUACCUUUACAAGGGUAUGGGGAUGCCAGGCUGGGGUGAUGUGAGCGGCAGCGUGCUCUUGGGGUGGCAUGAGAAGUUGACAGAAGUUGCCGGCACAGGCUGUAUUGUACGAGUAAUGACUGAUCGAAGAAUUGUAUAAAUGAGCAUGCCCCCGCAGUUACUAAUGGAUCAUGCACAUCUCCAGUACACAGCAGGAUAAACACAAAUACUUCAGCAUUCUGAUUGAUAUGGAGGUACAUGACACUGCAGCAAGACGUAUAACGUUUCAGAUCCACUACGAAUUCAACUACAAAUAGAUUCACAAAACAUCAUGAUGAAGACCAGUGUUGACACAAUCGCUGUUGAACUAUACAGACCUGAAGCUCAUUCCAGAAAAUCCCCCUCGGUCAG